Gadus macrocephalus (Pacific cod) is the source of this 1660-nucleotide messenger RNA. RefSeq names its product claudin-18-like. Gene Ontology annotation, biological process: cell adhesion; bicellular tight junction assembly. Lineage: Eukaryota; Metazoa; Chordata; Actinopteri; Gadiformes; Gadidae. Gene Ontology annotation, cellular component: plasma membrane; bicellular tight junction. Gene Ontology annotation, molecular function: structural molecule activity. The transcript is spliced from 5 exons. Bases 311 to 1096 code for a protein of 261 amino acids. The record is from RefSeq and is a predicted model, not a curated record.
CCUUGAGACGCAUUCCACCAAAAUGAUAAAAUAACCAAAACGAUUUGUUGUUGUGAACGGUAGCAGAAUACAGUUCCCCUUUGAUUCUUUUAGGAGUGCCGCACCUCGUUCAAAAUCGGUUAUGGCCCCGCCCUUAAUUACCAAACGCUCACAAUGACGUUUCCGCGCCGUUUACCGAAACCGAGACAAAGAGAGCGGAGGUAAACAUGAUAAGCGCCGCUCCUUCCGCAGAGUACAUAUUGAUAACGAUGUGGGGACUCCGGCCAUUUCACUGCUCCCUGGCACCCACUCCACCUCUCUGUGAUCUAAGAUGGCCGCCUCAAUGAUCCAGUUGAUCGGGUUCAUGUUGUCGGCCCUCGGCCUGUUCCUGAUCUCGGCCGCGACCGUCAUGGACAUGUGGAGUCUGCAGGACCGCUCCGGGACCGUCAUCACAAACUUCUUCACCUACUCGGGCCUCUGGGCCUCGUGCGUGGGAACGUCGUACGGCACCACUCAGUGCCGCCCCUACUUCACCAUACUGGGACUGCCUGCGCUGCUGCAGGCUGUGCGAGCGUUGAUGAUCGUGGGCAUUAUCCUGGGCGCCAUCGGCUGCCUGGUCGCCAUCUUCGCCCUGAAGUGUCUGAAGAUGGGCAACAUGGAGGACAACAUCAAGGCCACCAUGACGCUGGCUGCCGGGAUCCUCAACCUGCUGGCCGGUGUGUGUGGGAUCGCGGGCGUGUCGGCCUUCGCUAACCUCAUCGUGCAGAGCUUCCGGUUCAACAACUACGCCGAGGGGGGCUUCAGCCUCGGAGGAGGGGGGGGCAUGGGGGGGGUGAGCGGGCUGGGCGGCGGCCUCCGGCCACAGUACACGUUUGGCCCCGCCCUCUUUGUGGGCUGGAUAGGGUCGGCCAUCUUGGUUAUUGGCGGCGUCCUGAUGUGUCUGGCCUGCCGUGGAAUGGUCUCCGAGGACAAACGGUACGACGGGACCGCCUACAAAGCAGCGUCUACCCAGCGGACCGGGUACCGCCCUGAGGUGAGGAACCAACCCAUCUACAACGCCUCCUACAAGACCCACAGCGUGGAGGGCAAGCAGAACCAGAGGUUCGACUACGUCUAGCGGGCAGAGCCCCGACAGAGCGCAGAAAGGAGCCCCCUCACCCUCCACCAGCGGGAUUCGAGUUGCGAUCGGGACCCAACAUGGGUCACAACCCAAUUGGAGUUGGGUCAGCCUUCCAACGCACAGAACCCUCAGAAAACUCUCAGCACCGAUUAGUUUAAAAUGAGCGAAUCACCAAUGCUUGUGUGCUCAGAGUUUUCUCGUGGUUUUGGUCCCACUGAAUUGGUGUUUCGGUUUAAUAACCCCCGCUGCAAACUCCUAACCCAAACUCCAUGCUCUCUGCGGUCUGUCAAGGUCCACAAUGAUCUGCUUGUGAAAGACCAAACAUCCAUCCUCACCGUAUCCCUGGCAACCAAUGAAUGCCCUCUAUCUUGUGCUUUUGUCGCGGAAAUCUUGGUUGUUGUGGCCACAUUAUUAACAAAACAAAUCGUUUUGGUGAAGUGAUGUUUCGGGGGCCGUUUUAAAAGUGUGAUGAGGGGUACUUAAUGUUUUUGUUUUAAAUAUUCCUCCAUCUACAUAAAAGUGUAUUCCCCAUUUUCUGAUAUAUAAAACCUUUCUUUUAUA